AUGGGACUGGGCUUCGAAUUCUGGGGGGAGGCGUACUCCUAUGCGGCCGCCAUCAUGUGUGGUCUCUCCAUGCUGCUACCCAUCAACGCCAUAUUUUCUGCACCCUUGUACAUCAUGAAUUACUAUCAAUACGUGAUGCAUGACCCCAAUGCGGUGGCAAAGCACAAGAAUUUUUGGGACAAUGCGUUGACGUACUACUCGAUGCUCAUUAUGCUCGUGGCUCUGAUCGUGGAGCCCCUGACGCUCAGCGAGGCAUUCCGCCGUAUCCCAAUACGUCUGCGCAUGCUGUCGGCGUUGAGCAUGUUUUGGCUGGAGAUCAUUAUCCUGAUGUCGGUGCCAGCGGCGGGCUCAACGGAGGCGGGUGCGAUCAGCGCGAUUGUGUGUGCGAGCUUCAGCUCGGCGUUGGGGAAAUCGGUGUUUGAGUCGACGGCGUACGGCUUGUUUGGUGUGUUUCCCUCUCGCUUCAAUACGGCCUUGAUGGGUGGCGUGGGAGUGGCCGGAGCGUUGGCGUCCAUUCUGCAGCUCAUUGUGAAGGCGUCUCUUCCUCAAGACUACAGCGGGAUUCGCACCCAAUCCAAGAUUUACUACGGGUUGAUGGCGGGCAUUCACGGCAUCACAUUCAUCAUGGUGGUUGGGCUGCACUGGGUCCCGUUUGCUCAGCGUUACAUAAAUGCUCUAAGCGGAGGCACGUCCAGCCCUGCGAGCAAUAACCCAGAUCAAGCGGCGGAAAGUGAGACAGAGGCGGCUUCCAAAGCGAACGAAAAGAGCGCACCGAAGGCGACGAACGGCGGCGAUGACAACGCGGAUUCUGGGCGACUUGUGAAUACGAACGUCAUCUUUGUCUUGAAGUGCGUGUACCCGAUGCUCAGUGCCUGCGGCUUCAAUUUCUUCAUUACGCUCUUUCUCUUCCCAACGAUUGUGGUCUCCGUGGAUCCCGACGACUACUGGUACGGCACGGUUGCCGUCUGUAUCUUCAAUGUUUGCGAUGUGUGUGGCCGCUUUUCUCCUUCUCUGAAGUGCCUCUGGCCCCCACGGUGGGUGGUGCUGGUGGGGUCUUUUUCCCGUGUCGUGUUUGUCCCGCUUCUCAUCCUGGCGUCGUACCACUACAUCCCAUCUCAUGCUUACAACUACGUCAUGAUGGUGAUUUUCGGCCUGAGCAACGGCUACAUUGGGGCCCUCGCCAUCACACUGGGGCCCCUGACAAGGAAUCUGGAAACCAGCGGCCAGCGCUUUGUGGCUGGCACAAUGUUUGGCAUCUCCAUUCUUAUCGGCGGCACAAUCGGUUCGGCGCUGAGCAUUCUUGUCCAGACCUUGCGCGGGUAG
Trypanosoma cruzi is the source of this 1323-nucleotide messenger RNA. RefSeq names its product nucleobase transporter, putative. Gene Ontology annotation, cellular component: plasma membrane. The record is from RefSeq and is a predicted model, not a curated record. Lineage: Eukaryota; Euglenozoa; Kinetoplastea; Trypanosomatida; Trypanosomatidae. The transcript has a single exon. The coding region runs from base 1 to 1323 and encodes 440 amino acids. Gene Ontology annotation, molecular function: nucleoside transmembrane transporter activity. Gene Ontology annotation, biological process: nucleoside transmembrane transport.